ACCAGAUAACACCAGGAGAGCUAGACAGCGUACUCUGACUUGACAACACAUUCAUGGUUUUGUAAAUAUUCUUUUUUUUGGUUGAAGGACAAGACAAUGUUCAAGAGGAUGACAUCUGAAGGAAUGCUUCAUUAUCCAACAUUGUCUAAAACUCCAAUGUGAUUUUGUGAACUGUGAGGUAGAGAUGGAAACAACUUCGGAGCCGCUCCUUUCAACAUCCAUAUAUUUUCUGAAUUAUGGAAACGAGACCACCGUAAAUCGUUUUGAACAGCCGGACUGGCAAGUGGCACUGUGGGCAAUUGCUUAUUCACUAAUAGUAAUUGUGUCUGUCACAGGAAAUGUCACUGUAAUUUGGAUAAUUCUGGCUCACAAAAGAAUGAGGACAGUAACUAACUAUUUUAUAGUGAAUCUUGCAUUCUCAGACGUUUCGAUGGCUACUUUCAACACUGUCUUUAAUUUUGUGUAUGCUAUACACAACGACUGGUACUUCGGUUUGGGAUACUGUAGGUUUCAGAACUUCUAUCCAAUCACAGCAAUGUUUUCAAGUAUUUAUUCGAUGGCAGCUAUUGCGGUUGACAGAUACAUGGCCAUUAUCUACCCAUUGAAACCAAGGCUGUCCUCCAAAUCCACCAAAAUUGUGAUUGGCCUCAUAUGGACAGUGGCUUUCUGCCUGGCUUUUCCUCAGUGUUAUUAUUCUGUCACCCAGUAUUAUCAUCCCCGCACCCUUUGCUUUGUCAAUUGGCCUGAUGAAGACGGUGGAAAACAUCAUCUCACGUACCAGAUAGCCAUGAUCAUACUGAUUUACUUGCUCCCUCUGCUGGUGAUGUUAAUUACCUACAGCCUCAUUGGCCAGACACUGUGGGGCAGCGAAAUACCAGGGGAGACCUCACGCCACUACCGGAACCAGAUCCAGGCAAAGCGCAAGGUGGUAAAGAUGAUGAUGGUGGUCGUUAUGAACUUCGCCCUGUGCUGGCUACCUUACCACAUCUACUUCAUCCUGGGCAGCGUCAACAUGGAAAUCUACAUGCAGACGUACAUACAGCAGGUGUACCUGGCCAUCUUCUGGCUGGCCAUGAGCUCCGGCAUGUACAACCCCAUCAUUUACUGCUGCCUCAACCACAGAUUCCGCUCAGGGUUCCGUCAUGCUUUCAGCUGGUUGCCCUUCAUCAAGGUUUCGGAGGAGGACGUGAUGGAGCUGCAGAACACACAGACUUUUAGGUUGACUCACAGCUGUCGCACUGAGAACACCAGGAGCUUCAUGGCCUGCCCCAACUCAGCUGAACAUAACGACCACACCAUAGUCAACCUCAUGAAAAGCUGAGGAGAACAUCCUCAAGGCCAAUCUCAUGAGUUCAGCUGCUAGAAUUAGUCAAGGGAAACAACUCAUGUUAUGAUCGUGUACUGUCAGUUAUAAGGUCACACAAAAUACCUCACAGAGGACUAUGAUUCCUGGGUAAUGGAGUUCCAGGAAGAGAAGGAUAACUCCCAUGGUAUAAGCACCAAGCCUUAUAUGUUGCAGUGUUUUAGCGGCAAUAUUAUUUGUAUUGUUUUAGCUAAAUAUUGUGUCAUGUUCUCCUGGCUUUGUAGACCAAACUGUGAAUCAUUCAAGUAAUCCCAGAUGUAAAUAUUCUCAGAAAUAUUAACUGACAAGAGACACUUUGAUAAAUGAACCCCACCCCACACACACACACACACACACAGACACACACACACAAACACACACACAC
Messenger RNA from Esox lucius (northern pike), 1727 nucleotides. It is a transcript of the gene tacr2, whose product is annotated as tachykinin receptor 2. Gene Ontology annotation, molecular function: substance K receptor activity. Gene Ontology annotation, cellular component: plasma membrane; sperm midpiece. Lineage: Eukaryota; Metazoa; Chordata; Actinopteri; Esociformes; Esocidae. Gene Ontology annotation, biological process: positive regulation of flagellated sperm motility; G protein-coupled receptor signaling pathway. The transcript is spliced from 5 exons. The record is from RefSeq and is a predicted model, not a curated record. Bases 185 to 1321 code for a protein of 378 amino acids.